ACGCUCCACUGCUUCGUCAUUGAGAGGCGCCGACGCCUCUGUAGGAGAUUGUAGGAAGGCAGCUAUGGCGAGUCCCGCUGCCGCCUUCGUGCGGCCGCCCAGACCUAAGAAAGAGCCGCAGACGCUUGUCAUCCCCAAGAAUGCGGCCGAGGAGCAGAAGCUCAAGCUGGAGCGGCUCAUGAAGAACCCGGACAAGGCAGUUCCAAUUCCAGAAAAAAUGAAUGAAUGGGCACCUCGACCUCCCCCGGAAUUUGUCCGAGAUGUCAUGGGUUCCAGUGCUGGGGCUGGCAGUGGAGAAUUCCAUGUGUAUAGGCACCUGCGGCGGAGAGAGUACCAGCGGCAAGACCACAUGGAUGCCAUGGCCGAGAAGCAAAAACUGGAUGCAGAGUUUCAGAAGAGAUUAGAAAAGAAUAAAAUUGCUGCAGAGGAGCAGACUGCUAAGCGCCGGAAAAAGCGGCAGAAGUUAAAAAAGAAGAAGUUAUUGGCAAAGAAGAUGAAACUUGAACAGAAGAAACAGAAAGAAGGACCCAGUCAGUCUGAGGAGCAGCGAGCCAGCAGCUCUGAGGAGGCGUCUGGAACGGAGGAGGAGGAGGAGCCCAGUUUCAUCAUGGGGUGAUGAGUUUGGACAGCGUCUGUUGGGAGCCCAGCGCAUUCUGUGACCAACCUCGGAAAGGAAAGAGGCCACAUGGCCCAGGAGCUGGACUCUCUGCUUUGGGAAAAGGCAGGAGCCCCUUCAGCUUGCAGCCCUGCUUGCCUGGGAGACUCUUGCCUGGGAGCAGGGACUGUUCCCUAGACACCCACAGCCUGCCUGCUGUGUCCUUUCUGCAGAAGGGAAGGGAAAGUGUCUCAUCCUCCUGCUGGUGCAGUGAACUUGGGCUGGUUUCUGUGAAGGGAAUAUUUAUUUAGUAAAGAGCAGAAAACUUA
This is a messenger RNA of Nannospalax galili (Upper Galilee mountains blind mole rat), 924 nucleotides long. RefSeq names its product PRKR interacting protein 1 (gene Prkrip1). The transcript has 6 exons. Gene Ontology annotation, biological process: negative regulation of protein kinase activity. Gene Ontology annotation, molecular function: double-stranded RNA binding; protein kinase inhibitor activity; protein kinase binding. Lineage: Eukaryota; Metazoa; Chordata; Mammalia; Rodentia; Spalacidae. The coding region runs from base 65 to 616 and encodes 183 amino acids. The record is from RefSeq and is a predicted model, not a curated record. Gene Ontology annotation, cellular component: nucleolus.